AUGAUGACUAUUAAUAUUAAUAAUAUUAAUAUUAUGAUGAUGAUGAUGAUGAUGACUGUACAUAUAAGUGCCUUUGUAGUGUACGCAAACAUGUGCGGGGGACACGCUGUUGUGGGGCGGCGAAAGAAAGAAAGAAAGAAAGAGGGGAUUGGAUUGGAGGCCCUUCAAAAGAACAAAAACAAACAAAAAAAAAAGGAGGAGGGGGGGAGUUGUCGUGUGGGAUGUCAACACCGCGUGGCUGCACAACUGCCCCUUUUCCUCUUCCUUCCCCCCCCCUUCAGUACUUCCCUCUCUCUCUCCUUAUAUGCUGCAGGGGCUCCUACUGCCUCUGCCUCUCCCCUUCAACGUGGGAGGAGGGGCGCAGCGGCGAUGAUGACAAUAAAACACACAAACGAAAAGAGUAGUAAACAUGAGCGUCAAUUAGAAGAAAUGAACAUUUUUUUAUUUUUAUUUUUACUUUUAUUUUUAACAAGAAGGCCAAACAAACAAACAAACAAACAAAAACGAUUUUAUCAUAUGUUUUUUUUCUUUCUUUUUUUUUCCUUGUUUUUUUGCCCCCGCACACAAACACACAAAAACAAAAUUUUAUGGACGUUUAUAAAUAACCCCUCCAUUUUUUUGGCGUGGCUGCGAACCACACAGAGACACAUACAGAGAGAGAAAAAAAAAAAAAAAAAAAAAAAAUGA
Molecule: messenger RNA, 687 nt
Organism: Trypanosoma cruzi
Lineage: Eukaryota; Euglenozoa; Kinetoplastea; Trypanosomatida; Trypanosomatidae
Exons: 1
Coding region: 1-687 (228 amino acids)
Source: RefSeq, a predicted model, not a curated record